Malania oleifera is the source of this 1134-nucleotide messenger RNA. RefSeq lists its product as uncharacterized. Lineage: Eukaryota; Viridiplantae; Streptophyta; Magnoliopsida; Santalales; Ximeniaceae. The record is from RefSeq and is a predicted model, not a curated record. The coding region runs from base 1 to 1134 and encodes 377 amino acids. The transcript has a single exon.
AUGACUCCUACCAUAGAAGAAUAUGUAUCUCUGCUGAACUUGUCAAAAAACUACAAAGCUUAUGUGGCUAAUCCAGCCACCUUAUUCAGAAAGGAGCUAAGUAGGGUAACUGGUGUUAAGGCCCAAAGAGUGAAUGACAAAGUUAGCAAGGACGCGAAAGCCAUCUCCUGGGAAGUAUUGAAAGCUUUGGUGAAACCGGAAGAAUCAGAAGAAAGUCAUAUGAGCGUACUAGCCCUUGCCAUCUAUGGGUUGUUGAUCUUCUCGAAAGAAAUAGGGGUUAUUAAUAAGGGAGUUGUCUCUUUUGUGGCCCAAGUUCAAAAAGGGGUCAAUCCGGUGCCAUGCAUUUUCGCAGAAACAAUCUGGCCUUUGGAUUAUUGCCGAUCUAAAGGAAAAGGCCGAUUGAAAUGCUGUGUUCCAUUACUCUAUGUGUGGUUCAUGAGUCAUGUGUCAUGCAAAGAGAACCAUUUUCAUUUUGUGUACUCGAAACUCCGGAUUCAACUAACAGACUUUGAAAAGGCUUUGUGGGAGCAGCAUUCUAGCAAAGGAGAAUGGGCCGAAAGAAUGCGCAGUUGGAAAACUGAAGGAUUUUCAUGGAUGGCGCCAUGGAUGGGAAGUUUUGAUAUGAUCUACCAAUGUUGUAACUUCCUGUGGGUCCCAUUACUUGGCCCAUGGGGAGGGACUAUGUACACUCCCCUUAUGUUCAAGAGGCAAGUGGGUUCUAGCCAGUUCAUACCGAUGACUCAUGGGUUAAGUGAAUCAGAGUUCGAUUACAAGCAAGCAGAAGCCCAUAAGUUAAUUGUAAAAUCUGUAACUGCAUGGAGAACUGUCUAUAUCAUUAGUUCAUGUGAGCGUCUGUUAGAAACACGAGGAAGUUAUGACAGUUGGAUUGUCAACCGAGUUAACCAUAGAAUCACAGAAGUCUCUCUAGGAGCAUCCCAAAGCCAACUUGGGAUGGAAGGACUCAUGAAGGCAGAGCUCGUUGCCAAAAGAGCAAGAGAUGGGGAAUGCCAAAUGAGCCUUGGGUGCCAAGAAGAUGCAAAGCGAAAAAAGACUCAAUGCAUACAAGAUGAAGAAGAAGUAAUGGCAUUGAGAGGGGAACUUUGUAAUGAGGCUCAGAUCAACUCAACCUUGUAG